This is a messenger RNA of Eptesicus fuscus (big brown bat), 3868 nucleotides long. It is a transcript of the gene EDC3, whose product is annotated as enhancer of mRNA decapping 3. NCBI's taxonomy places the organism in Eukaryota, Metazoa, Chordata, Mammalia, Chiroptera, Vespertilionidae. Bases 124 to 1647 code for a protein of 507 amino acids. The record is from RefSeq and is a predicted model, not a curated record. The transcript has 7 exons. Gene Ontology annotation, biological process: P-body assembly; deadenylation-independent decapping of nuclear-transcribed mRNA. Gene Ontology annotation, molecular function: mRNA binding. Gene Ontology annotation, cellular component: P-body.
CCGCGCCUGUGGGGGUGGGCUGGCGCAGCCCCGGGGUCUCUGGGCACCCCGAGUGCGGGCUGGCUGGCGAGGCGUGCCGAGGAGGCGCGGGCCGACGGCUUGGAGUGGUCUCACAUCUGAAACAUGGCUACCGAUUGGCUGGGCAGUAUUGUGUCCAUCAACUGUGGGGAAAGCUUGGGUGUUUAUCAGGGAAGAGUGUCAGCAGUUGAUCAGGUCAGCCAGACCAUUUCUCUCACUCGGCCUUUCCACAAUGGAGUGAAGUGCCUUGUGCCAGAAGUCACCUUCAGGGCAGGUGACAUUAUGGAGUUAAAAAUUCUGGAGAUACCAGGUCCUGGAGAAAACCAACAUUUUGGAGACCUUCAUCAGACAGAAUUAGGCCCUUCUGGUAUUGGGUACCAAGUGGGUCUCCAUCAGAAUGGCACGGGCAGGUUGGUCAAGAAGCCGGCCUCUUCCAGCAGUGCCCCUCAGAACAUCCCUAAGAGGGCCGACGUGAAGAGCCAGGAUGCUGCCGUUUCCCCGCAGCAGCAGUGCUCCCGGAGCUAUGUGGACAGGCACGUGGAGCCUUUGAGCCAGUCCAAAAGUUUCCGUCGCCGGCACAACUCUUGGUCAUCCAGUAGCAGGCACCCAAAUCAGGCAACUCCAAAGAAAAGUGGUUUAAAGAAUGGCCAAAUGAAGAAUAAAGAUGACGAGUGCUUUGGGGAUGAUAUUGAAGAGAUCCCAGACACAGAUUUUGAUUUUGAAGGGAACCUAGCCCUGUUUGACAAGGCGGCUGUGUUUGAGGAGAUUGAUACAUACGAGAGGAGAAGUGGUACCCGUUCCAGGGGGGUCCCAAAUGAAAGGCCUGCUCGGUACCGCCACGAUGAGAACAUCCUGGAGUCAGAGCCCAUAGUCUACCGACGGAUCACAGUGCCCCACAGUGUGAGCAAGGAGUUCUGCACAGACUCUGGCUUGGUUGUCCCAAGUGUGUCCUAUGAGCUACAUAAAAAGCUGUUGUCUGUGGCUGAAAAGCAUGGGUUGACUCUGGAGCGGAGACUGGAGAUGACGGGCGUGUGUGCCAGUCAGAUGGCACUGACCCUACUCGGAGGACCCAACAGGUUGAAUCCCAAAAAUGUUCACCAGAGGCCUACGGUGGCUUUGCUAUGUGGGCCCCAUGUGAAGGGGGCUCAGGGUAUCAGCUGUGGAAGGCACCUAGCCAACCAUGAUGUCCAGGUGAUCCUCUUCCUGCCCAACUUUGUCAAGAUGCUCGAGUCCAUCACCAAUGAGCUGUCUCUCUUCAGCAAGACCCAAGGCCAACAAGUGUCUAGUCUCAAAGAUCUGCCCACUAGUCCCGUGGACCUGGUGAUCAACUGUCUGGAUUGUCCCGAGAACGCCUUCUUGCGGGAUCAGCCCUGGUACAAGGCAGCUGUGGCUUGGGCCAACCAGAACCGGGCACCAGUACUCAGCAUAGAUCCUCCAGUGCAUGAAGUCGAGCAGGGCAUUGAUGCCAAGUGGUCACUGGCCCUGGGCCUGCCUCUCCCACUGGGAGAGCAUGCGGGCCGCGUCUAUUUGUGCGACAUCGGCAUUCCCCAGCAGGUGUUCCAGGAGGUGGGGAUCAACUACCACUCACCCUUUGGCUGCAAGUUUGUAAUCCCACUGCACUCUGCCUAGAGGCCUCUGGACAAGCUGGACCUGGUAGUCCCCUGCUGCUCCUGACACUGAACUUGACGACGAAUGCCUUAAGAGGAUGUGACGCUUCAUGGACCUUAUUGUUAAUUUCUCUCUUUUGGGUGUGUUUCUUCUGUGAGAGGACAGAGCAUAUAUUUUUUUUGCUAACAUGUGCUUAAAGCCGACCCGUCACCUGCCCUUCGCCAGGGUGUGUGAGGCAGGCGGCGGGCCGAGUGUGCAGUGGCUCCAGGCAUUUCUACACUCGGUCCCCUGCAUGGCCAGGUCGGGCUUUGUUUACAGACCAUAGGCAGCUCACAAACGGUGUUUCAGGUUUACAGCCACUGGGCCUGGCUUGGGUAGGUCCUGUUUGGGGGCCUGUGCUUCCUGUUUCAGAGCUGGUGGCUUUGUGUCCGCUCUGAUCAUGGACAGCUGACCGCACUGCAGCCGUGCACUGAAGGACAGAUUGCACUCCCCAUUCGCUGUGAGGGCUGUGGAGUCCACCACAAGGAGAUUUGGAGGCUUUUUGCCCUUUCCCUUAGCUGACCAAGUUUUAUGCUGGGAUUUUCCCCAAGGGCCCUCCUUUCUAACCCACUCUGAGAGGCAAGGAAAGGGGUGGCUUCCUCACAGGUAAUACCAGGUUAUGUUACUGUAGAACCAACAUGCCCAUCUUGCCAGCAGUGCUCCCUCACUGUACCCUCUCUAGCUGGGGGGCCCUGGUGCUUCUGUCCUAGGCCACCUCUGUGCCAGCACAUACACAGCCCUACAGUUUCCCCUCCGUAGCCAUCAUCCAAGAGCAGGGCACAUGUCCCUCCCUUGUUGGAACCCUUUUUGGCUGUCCCAUCUGAACAGGCUUGGGGCCAGCACCUCAUCUCAGAGAUGCCGAAAUGAGGCCAGUUCUGGGUAAGUUGGCUGGUGGAGCUCAGCCACAGAAACACUGUUGCUCAGGUCCUGAGGCACUAAGCCCCUACCAAGCAUGUCAGACUCGCGGCUGACUAAGUGAGGCAUGUGGCCUGCCGACCUCGUUUGACAUGCUUGUCCUAGGCCUUCACAGGCCUCGGCCCUGGGAGGCUGAUGGAGCAGGAGCCAUGCCCUGGAGUGCCUGGCAGCUGCCCGAGCAAGACUUGUGGUUUAAAGCUUUUCUCAGGGCUUCAGGCUGCCUCCUGCUUUGUGCCUGCCCAAUCUGGUUCAAGGGGUGAGCGGGAAGGCUCACCAAGGCUCACGGACACAGGUAGGCAGGCUCUGGGUUCAGGCUGCUUAUUCCGUUCCUAUAGGAACAUAGCCAGGAACAAAGGAGGCAGGGCAGGGGGCUGGUCCCUCCUCCUCCCAUCCUUCCUCAAAUGUUAAAUUGUUCCCAGCAGUGGGAGGACAGACUGUCAGCCCUGGGCUGUGUACCCUCCCUUGGCCUCUGCUCACUCUCAGGACCAAGCAGCUCCCAAGAUUGGGCCCUUUUCAGUCACAGGCCGUAAUCUGAGCAGUGCUAGAUGACAGGUACUUUAGUGAGCGACCACUAAGCAGUUCGGGCUGGCUGUUAAUGUGACUAGGUCCUUGAUUGGGUCCAGUAGAAAGUGAGCCAGGACAACCUGGUCCAAAAGAGCUUGCUCUAGUGAACUGCUGUGGCCUGGGGGCAAUGGCCUUGAGGAGCCACUGGGAUUUAUGCUCAAGCCUGUUUUUUCCCCCGUGGUGGCACUGUGCCCAGCCUGGGCAUUUCACAGUGGUACUCAGGAUAAGCACGAUUCCUGUCUUUGGCUCUUUUCAGAGGCAUCCUGCCCGCAGUGCCCAGUCCCCAAGGGGCCCCAGUCAGGUAGUCGAGAUUCAUUCAAACAGCUCUUGGGGGACCAAAAACCAGCACUAAAAUAAAGCCGAACGACACAGUCCUGCGCUCUAAGUUCCGCUCUGUAGCCUGACGGCAGUGAGACUGCCGGAGCCUGGGAGCCCACCUGGUCCCAUGCCGACAGCCUUCAUCAGCUGUAGUUUGGGGUACAUGCAGCGAGUAAAACUAGGUGCCCCUGGUGAAUGACAGUGGUCUUUCCCUCAACGUCCUUGGAGCGGAGGUAUGUAAAGGCCGGCGGGGAACAGGUACAAGACGGUCUGUCAGCAGGCUGAAGGCUAAAAUGCCCUUCUGGGCCCAAAGGGAACCCCCAGCUUCUGGUCUUCCCUGGUUGGUCCUGCGCCUGGCCCGGUUCAUACUUCGCGCUCCACACGCUGAACUGCUAAAGACUUUAUU